This is a messenger RNA of Fusarium pseudograminearum CS3096, 369 nucleotides long. RefSeq lists its product as uncharacterized. The transcript is spliced from 3 exons. The coding region runs from base 1 to 369 and encodes 122 amino acids. Lineage: Eukaryota; Fungi; Ascomycota; Sordariomycetes; Hypocreales; Nectriaceae. The record is from RefSeq and is a predicted model, not a curated record.
AUGAACGAUACUUCAUAUAUAUACUACCUACCUACUAAGGUAGGUAGAGAUAAACGUCCGGUUAUUCCGAGAAUAAAGCUUAUUAUGACAGCAGUGCCCAGCUUGCCUCGCACCCUCCUUAAUCGUGACUUCUCCCACAACCUAACAACAAUAGAUCCUCCUUCCAGAGGCACAAAGUCCCAGCAGACUAAAGAAAUAGCUCGAAUAGCUACCUACUGGCCAGCCUUUCCCUCACUACCUGAUACUCUGCAUUACCUGACAAUUACUGUUACAGAUAUUCUGUCUCAUUCCCGCUUACUCCAUGAGAAAGUUUUGGUCAAGGGAACGUUACUUCACCACUCCUUUCUCAUGUUCUUGGGCUACGUCUGA